Molecule: messenger RNA, 1384 nt
Organism: Meloidogyne enterolobii
Lineage: Eukaryota; Metazoa; Nematoda; Chromadorea; Rhabditida; Meloidogynidae
Source: the annotation of a GenBank genome assembly
UUUUUUAUAUAAAUUUUUUAAGGUAAAAUCAAAAGGUAACAAAGGAAAUGGGAUGAGAGCUAAUAGUAAAUUUAAUGAGAAACCUUUGAGGGACACUGACAAUAAUAAUGACUAUGAAACACUUCCUGGAACAAUUAAUAUUGGGCAAAAUGCAAGUUUAAGUGAAGAAAACAGCCAAUUAGAUGACGACAAUCUUUAUAUUCAACCAAAAUUAAAUUCAAAAUUUUCAAGAAAAAAUUCCACAUUAAAACAACAGCAACAGCAAAAUUAUCGUCUACAAAAAGAACGUUUGCGUCAUGAAACUUUAGCGGAUGAAAAUGUUCACGUUGGAUUAAUGUUUGGGUCAAAGGCUUUAAUCCAAUUAAUUACCAAUCCGUUAAUUGGACCGUUGACAAAUAAGAUUGGUUAUACAGUACCAAUGUUUGGCGGCUUCAUUAUUUUAUUUCUGUCAACAUUGCUUUUUGCAUUUGGAAGUUCUUUUAGCUCGCUUUGGUUGGCUAGAGCUUUACAAGGUAUGGGAAUGCUUGCCCAAGCUUAUCCAGAUGAUGCUGAACGUGGAAGUGCAAUGGGUAUUGCUUUGGGUGGAUUAGCUUUGGGUGUACUUGUUGGGCCGCCUUAUGGAGGCUUGCUUUAUCAAUGGGCAGGAAAGGAACUUCCUUUCAUUUUACUUGCUUUGCUUGCAUUGUUUGAUGGAAGUUCAAUAACCAUUGGAAAUUUGGGUAUUGCAAUACUUGAACCUUCCCUGCCUCUUUGGAUGAUGGAAAGCUGGUCAGCUUCAAUAUCUUAUAUGAUUGGAACUAAUAUAUUUGGACCUUUAGCUCACAAAAUUGGAAGAUGGUUGAGUACAUUUAUUGGAAUUGUUGUAAUUGGAUUUUGUUUAAUUUUGAUUCCUUCAGCAGAAUCAAUUUAUGGACUUGUCUUACCUAACUUUUUUAUGGGAUUUUCUAUUGGAAUGAUUGAUGCUUCAAUGUUCCCAAUGAUGGGUUAUAUUGUUGAUAUUCGUCAUGUUGGCGUUUAUGGUUCAAUUUAUGCGAUUGCUGAUGCUGCUUUUUGUUUUGCUUUCUUUCUUGGGCCUUUCUUUAGUGGACCUCUUGUGAGGUCUGUUGGAUUUCCGACAAUGAUGUAUUUCAUAGCGGCAAUAAAUUUUUGUUAUGCUCCUUUAAUGUUUUUCCUUCGUCAUUUACCGCCAACAAAUACACAAACUGAAGGAGGAGGAGAACAACAAACAUUAACUUCAACAAAUCAACAACAACAAAAACAAAUAAUAUUAAAUACUCCUUUAAUUUAUGAAAAAAUUGAAGGAAUUAAUGAUCCUCAACUUUUGUAUGGAAAUGAACAACAAAAAAGACAAACAAAUGGUUUUAAUUCUGUGUGGGAUGAUUAG